CUGCAGUAUUGAAGUACGAGAACAAUGUCAUGAAUAUCAGACAGUUCAACUGCUCCCCUCAUCCAUACUGGCUUCCAAACUUCAUGGAUGUGUUUACCUGGUCCUUGCCAUUUGUGGGUGAGAAAGUGACAGAGAUGCUGGUAAACGUGCUGAACAUCUGCUCAGAUGAUGAACUGGGGACAGAGGAAGAUGGGUUUGAUGGAGCAACAGCUGCUGCUCGAAAGGAGGUUAUUAGGAACAAGAUACGAGCAAUAGGAAAAAUGGCUAGAGUUUUCUCAGUGUUAAGAGAAGAGAGUGAAAGUGUGCUGACGCUGAAAGGUUUGACUCCAACAGGAAUGCUGCCCAGUGGUGUGCUCUCUGGAGGAAAGCAAACACUGCAAAGCGCUACUGUUGAGGCUAUUGAGGCUGAUGAAGCUAUCAAAGGAUUUUCACCCCAGCAUAAGAUCACUAGCUUCGAAGAGGCCAAAGGCUUAGAUCGAAUUAAUGAGCGAAUGCCUCCGCGCAGAGACGUGCCAUCCGAUGCCAACCUUAACUCCAUCAACAAGGCAAUCUCCACAGAGACUAAUGGCACGGACAGCAACGGCAGUAAUAGCAGCAAUAUUCAGUGACCACUGUCUGGGAGGGGGGUUUGAGCUGCAGGGCGCGAUGGGGUUGCUGCACAUCAGCAGUGGGAUGUUCUUGCCUCUGAUAAUAGCUUACUUGCUCUGGGGGCCAGGUGUUGGAUUCAGUUUACAAAAAUCAUCUAUGAAGAGAUCGUCAACUUUAAUUUGGUGGGGGGUGGGGGUCAGGGAGAAACACCUCCUUUGGAUAUGCCUUUAAAAUGCUUGUAGAAAAAUGAAAGCUCAUGCUGGUAUAUAUUGCAAAGUUAGGGGAAUGAACAUGUUUUCCUACUGCAUUGGGAACGUCUAGAUAUGUUACUGAAAGGCCUUUUAUUAUGUUACAGGACAUGAAAACUUUGUUUAAUUUCUUACUAACUAUUGUACGUUUACAGUUGCAGCACUAAACAUGGACAACAUCGAAACAUUUUUAACAAAAUGUACAAACUAAAUAAGGACUAUUUAUUGAUAAUGUUUUGCUACUCUUGUCAGACAAUGGCUAUGAAAUAAAUUAGGCAGUCUUUAAAAAUAUAGAGAAAAAAAAGAAAAAAAAAUAGAAUGUUGGAAAUUUGUUUAAAAUGCCAAAAAAAUGAGAAAGAGAGAGUGAGAGAGAGCGAGAGAGACAGUUUAAUUUUGUACAGAUUAUGCUUACCUCAGGUUUCUUUAGUGUGCUUCAAUGCCCUUCUUUAAAUAUAACACUUAUCUUACUAAUUUGGCAGCAAUUAUCCUUUUCUUUGUUUAAAAACAAAAAAAAACUGGAAUAAUGAUAACAUUUAUCUUUUUUUGCUGUUUAUAUUUAGGGGGUUUGGUUUGGGAGGUUUUCUGGGUUUUUUUGGUAAAUCAAGUCUUGGUUGUGGCUUGCUGAAUUUAAAUAUUUAUGAGUGGUGCAUUUUUAAGUAUAGUGAACAAGACACCAUAUUAAGUGCAGUGAAAAGCAUCUAUAUUCUGUAAAAAUCUGCCUAUGCAUGUUUUUUAAGAAAAAAAUGGCUGUAUAGGCCUGUAUGGGACUGUAAUGCGCUUAGUGGUCUGACUUAUACUGGAAAUGUAUGUAUACUGGCGUACUUUAUAUUCUCUAAAAGAAAAAUGCUUAAUGCCUUUGAAAUUUUGUAAUCAAAAAAAAAAAGCUUUGAAAAAUCUAAGGGGAGAGUAUUCUUAAAGUUUUUAACAUAAGCUUGUCAGUGCACAUAUAGAUGGGUAGCAUGUUUAGCAAACCUUGUGAAAUUUAAAUAAGUUUGUAGUUACAUGUGAAAUUCUAAAUGCAUGAUAACUGUUAAUGUCAUAAUGGUUUAGUCAUUUUGUUCUGUUCUGUCAUGUGCCACAAUGUGUAAUUUUUUCACUUUUUUCCCUUUGUAUAUCAGUUACGGGUUUCAACUGGUUCAUUCUGAGAAAGAAAAAGAAACAAAAUGAAACAAUCCAUUGAUAUUUUUUAACAAUUGUAUAAGUGCCCAAGUAAUUCACUACAGCCUACAGCCUUGCCUUUGUAAUUUGACUUCGAAAUGUUGGCAAUCAAAGCAUGCACUUGUAACAAUGAAAGAAGCAUUUUAUAUUACUACUCAAUAAAAAUGUGCAUGAACUUAA
Nestor notabilis (Kea) is the source of this 2174-nucleotide messenger RNA. Its product is annotated as serine/threonine-protein phosphatase 2B catalytic subunit alpha isoform-like. Gene Ontology annotation, cellular component: cytoplasm; cytosol; calcineurin complex. The annotation marks the transcript as partial. Gene Ontology annotation, molecular function: calmodulin binding; calmodulin-dependent protein phosphatase activity. Lineage: Eukaryota; Metazoa; Chordata; Aves; Psittaciformes; Psittacidae. Gene Ontology annotation, biological process: calcineurin-NFAT signaling cascade. The record is from RefSeq and is a predicted model, not a curated record. The transcript is spliced from 6 exons.